UUUGCCCCUGGGGAGGCACGUGCACAGGGUUAUGAGGCGCCCCACGCGCGUCCUCAGGGGAAGUCCCGCACUGCGAACAAAGGUUUGGGGACCUCUCUUUCCAGAACGCAUAAGCCCUGCGCUCUCGCGGCCGCGGGUGCGGUGCAGCCAUUGGCAGGAGGAGAACAUCGGACCGCAGCGCCUCGCCCCGCCUGCGACACCGGCUCCGGGCGCAGGACAGGUGGGCUGGGGAAGGAAGGAUCCGCGAGCCGCCGAGCGACGUUGGAGGUCUGCGCAAGGACCAUGGGCGCCACGCUGGGCACGGGCGCGCGGCUGGCGCUCCUUCGGGGCCAGGCCUGCGGCGGCGUCUCGCGCUGGACGCCCUCCGCGCCCGCCCGCGGCUGCCACUCCAAAUCCGGCCCGGCUCGCCCCGUGCCCCUGAAGAAGCGCGGAUACGAUGUCACCAGAAACCCGCAUCUCAACAAGGGGAUGGCAUUUACACUGGAAGAAAGGCUGCAGCUUGGAAUCCACGGCCUGAUCCCCCCCUGCUUCCUGAGCCAGGACGUCCAGCUCCUUCGGAUCAUGAGAUACUACGAGCGGCAGCAGAGCGACCUGGACAAGUACAUCAUUCUCAUGACACUCCAGGACCGCAACGAGAAGCUCUUCUACCGCGUGCUGACGUCAGACGUGGAGAAAUUCAUGCCCAUCGUGUAUACUCCCACCGUGGGGCUGGCCUGUCAGCACUACGGCCUGACCUUCCGCAGGCCCCGUGGCCUGUUCAUCACCAUUCAUGACAAGGGCCACCUUGCAACAAUGCUGAACUCUUGGCCAGAAGAUGAUAUUAAGGCUGUGGUGGUGACCGACGGCGAGCGCAUCCUGGGCCUGGGAGAUCUGGGCUGCUACGGCAUGGGCAUCCCCGUGGGCAAGCUGGCGCUGUACACGGCGUGCGGAGGGGUCAGCCCACAGCAGUGCCUCCCCGUCCUGCUGGAUGUGGGCACCAACAAUGAGGAGCUGCUCAGAGACCCUCUGUACAUCGGGCUGAAACACCAACGCGUGCGUGGGAAGGAGUACGAUGAUCUGCUGGACGAGUUCAUGCAAGCCGUGACGGACAAGUUUGGAAUAAAUUGCCUCAUCCAGUUUGAGGACUUUGCCAAUGCCAAUGCCUUCCGCCUGCUCCACAAAUACCGCAACAAGUACUGCAUGUUCAACGAUGACAUCCAAGGCACGGCCUCUGUCGCUGUGGCAGGGAUCCUAGCUGCUCUGCGGAUCACCAAGAACAAGCUCUCCAAUCACGUGUUUGUUUUUCAAGGUGCGGGUGAGGCAGCCAUGGGUAUCGCCCACCUCCUUGUCAUGGCCCUAGAGAAAGAAGGCGUACCCAAGGCAGAGGCCAUAAAGAAGAUCUGGAUGGUGGACUCCAAGGGGCUCAUUGUCAAGGGGAGGAGCCAACUGAACCACGAGAAGGAGAUGUUUGCCCAGGACCAUCCUGAAGUGAGCAGUCUGGAGGAGGUGGUGAGGCUGGUGAAGCCGACGGCCAUCAUAGGUGUUGCUGCCAUCGCAGGAGCCUUCACGGAGCAGAUUCUGAGGGACAUGGCCUCCUUCCACGAGCGCCCUAUCAUCUUUGCCCUGAGCAACCCCACCAGCAAGGCCGAGUGCACAGCUGAGAAGUGCUACCGGGUCACUGAGGGCCGAGGGAUCUUUGCCAGUGGAAGUCCUUUUAAGAGCGUGACUCUGGAAGAUGGCAGGACCUUCAUUCCUGGGCAAGGAAACAAUGCCUAUGUGUUCCCAGGAGUGGCUCUGGGAGUCAUUGCUGGUGGCGUUCGGCACAUCCCAGACGAGAUCUUCCUCCUGACGGCAGAGCAAAUUGCCCAAGAGGUCUCCGAGCAGCAUCUGUCACAGGGGAGACUGUACCCCCCACUCAGCACCAUCCGAGACGUGUCUCUGAGAAUCGCCAUCAAAGUCCUCGACUUCGCGUACAAACACAACCUAGCCUCCUACUACCCAGAGCCCAAGGACAAGGAGGCUUUUGUAAGAUCCCUGGUCUACACUCCAGACUAUGACUCCUUCACACUGGACAGCUACACGUGGCCUAAGGAAGCCAUGAAUAUUCAAACAGUCUGAUGCAGUCUCAGAGGCUGUGUGAGUCUGGAGCAAGCCCAGAGUAACGACGACAAUAUAAAUGGGUUCUAAAAUGGC
Messenger RNA from Lontra canadensis (Northern American river otter), 2172 nucleotides. RefSeq names its product malic enzyme 3 (gene ME3). NCBI's taxonomy places the organism in Eukaryota, Metazoa, Chordata, Mammalia, Carnivora, Mustelidae. Gene Ontology annotation, cellular component: mitochondrion. The record is from RefSeq and is a predicted model, not a curated record. Gene Ontology annotation, biological process: malate metabolic process; pyruvate metabolic process. Bases 283 to 2097 code for a protein of 604 amino acids. The transcript is spliced from 15 exons. Gene Ontology annotation, molecular function: malate dehydrogenase (decarboxylating) (NADP+) activity; malate dehydrogenase (decarboxylating) (NAD+) activity; NAD binding.